CUGGCAGAUGGGAGCAGGAGGAGAAUGCUCACAACACACGGAGGGCGAGCUGCUCAGCCAAUGAGAGGAGCGCAGCGUAGAGUGAAGGGCGGGUGAGGAUUCGUAGCAUAGCUGACGGACUACCUACAUGGUUGUGCAAAUCUGAAGGCAUAUUAGUCUUUGGUAUAUCAGUACAAUUGAUCUUCAGACACCACAAGUAUCCAAAGAGUCCGGUAAAAGCAGCCAUCAUGACAGACCGGAAGGCCGUGAUCAAAAAUGCAGACAUGUCCGAGGACAUGCAGCAGGAUGCAGUGGAUUGUGCCACCCAGGCCAUGGAGAAAUAUAACAUAGAGAAAGACAUCGCAGCAUACAUCAAGAAGGAGUUUGAUAAGAAGUAUAACCCGACCUGGCACUGCAUCGUCGGGAGAAAUUUUGGCAGCUAUGUUACCCAUGAAACAAAGCAUUUUAUUUACUUCUACCUGGGCCAAGUGGCCAUCUUGCUCUUCAAGUCUGGGUGAUUGGUUGCGCUGAAGCAGUGAGUUCCUCUACGUGUAACUUUAGCAAGAAUGCACUGGUGGCCGAUGUCUCCCAUACACAAAUAAUGACAUACCAUAUUUGAUGCAAACCAGCCAUGCGCAUUGCAUGGACUUCACACUAUUUAAUAUGUAUGUUAAAGUAAGUUUACUUUUCACUAGUUGCCAUUUGAAUGCAACUGGGGUAGUUUUGUUAAUGUUAUUCAAUCUAGGUCUCACAAGAUUUCCCAAACGUCCCUUGAUUGUAUAAUGGCGGAAAGCUACAGAAUGCAAGUUCUUGUGUGGCAGAAGCCGCAACGCUGAGCCCCUUCAAUCGGGUCUGUGGCCUUCAUCUGCUGUUAAAACAAGAAAGAAAUCUAAUGGGUGUGCAUCAGUUGAACCUCAUCCUACAUGGCUUAUUGCCCAAUAUGUUAAAUUAAACUGUGAAGGACUGAAGAUGACGAUUGGCUCUUAUUGAUUCCAGUAGAUUCCACCCGAUCACACAUCCUCUCAGAGCCUGGCGGAAGACUACUGCUUUACCAUACACCGGAUCACCGACCAUGUAACUCCCAAUGUACAUUUAAUUCAUGUAGUGAAUUGGUAGAUCCGAAAGCAUCGUAACACUUUAAAAAAACGAAAGAUAGCUUUGAGGGCAGGUUUGUGUUUAACCUCCGUCUGAACACAAUUGUUGGGAGGACGCAAGUAAAUCCUUCACAUCAAAAUCACUGUCUGUCCUGUCUGACAAAACCAUGGCAAAAUAAUAACCAACCGCCAAUCAAGCGAGCGCAAUGGUUUCUGGGUAGUUGACACUAGUGAUAUUAGUUUCCUUUGCUUUGAUAUGUACUGUGAACAAGUGGAAGGACCUAUGCUUGGUACAAAUGCAUAUACUAUUGGACAGACAAUGUUAAAUUAAGUAAAGAAAUCGUGUUCUGGUCAUUCUGAAGACCACAUGCAAUGUGUCCAACCUACCCUUUAAUCGAUAGUGCUAUCUUAAUUCAGCACAGGAUUAAUCCUGGUCUAAGACACUGAACUUGAUAUCAUUUGGGUGUCCAAACGUUAAGUUAAAGUGACAAUGCACAACGUCUGCUCAAUUAUUAAAUAGGCCAAUGUUUUGUUGGUAGUAACAUAAAAUGUGUUGUCUUUUGCGUAAAGGACUGAAUGUUAACCAAAUUCUGUUUUGGUAGUCUCUUCACAGCAAUGAAUACAGUGUUGAUUUCUACAUUGUUUCCGUGAAUGGACAUUAUUCUCAUGGAGAAUCUUCCCAAAUUAAUAUGAAUAACAAAUGAUUUUGUAUCGUUUUCCUCUGGCAUGUUUGUAUUCUGUGUCUAUAGGAGCUAUUCCAAUGCUGGUCAAUUUGCACAAGACGUGCCUGUUAUUGUUCUGAAUUGUUACUGGCUUGAAUACAAUUGCACUUGAUAACAAUUAUCCAGUAGGUUACGAUGGAACAAAAACAGUGUCAAUCCAAAAUUAAAUUCAACUUCAGUGCAA
Gadus morhua (Atlantic cod) is the source of this 1979-nucleotide messenger RNA. It is a transcript of the gene dynll2a, whose product is annotated as dynein, light chain, LC8-type 2a. The coding region runs from base 228 to 497 and encodes 89 amino acids. The transcript is spliced from 3 exons. Gene Ontology annotation, cellular component: cytoplasmic dynein complex. Lineage: Eukaryota; Metazoa; Chordata; Actinopteri; Gadiformes; Gadidae. Gene Ontology annotation, biological process: microtubule-based process. The record is from RefSeq and is a predicted model, not a curated record. Gene Ontology annotation, molecular function: dynein intermediate chain binding.